Messenger RNA from Phaeoacremonium minimum UCRPA7, 816 nucleotides. RefSeq names its product putative oxidoreductase protein. The coding region runs from base 1 to 816 and encodes 271 amino acids. Lineage: Eukaryota; Fungi; Ascomycota; Sordariomycetes; Togniniales; Togniniaceae. Gene Ontology annotation, molecular function: oxidoreductase activity. Gene Ontology annotation, cellular component: cytosol. The transcript is spliced from 5 exons. The record is from RefSeq and is a predicted model, not a curated record.
AUGUCGUCCGCAGUCGCCAAGCGCCUCGAGGGCAAGACCAUCGUCAUUACCGGCGCAUCGUCCGGUAUCGGGCGGAGCACCGCGUUCGAGUUCGCCCGCACGGCGCCCAAGGACCUCAAACUCAUCCUGACGGCUCGCCGCAUUGACACGCUCAAGGAGAUCGCUGCCGAGAUCAAGAAGGAGGUCGGCGAUGGCGUCAAGGUCCUGCCAGUGAAGCUCGACGUGAGCAACCCGGACGAGGUCCGGGACUUCGUGCCUAGCCUGCCUGAGGAGUUCAAAGACAUCAAUGUGCUGGUCAACAACGCGGGUCUGGUCAAGGGCGUUGCGCAGGCGCCUAACAUCGCCGAGGAGGACAUGAACAUCAUGUUCGCGACUAACGUCACCGGCCUCAUCAACAUGACGCAGGCCAUCCUGCCCAUCUAUAAGAAGAGGCCUGAGGGCGGCGCAGGCGACAUCAUCAACAUCGGCUCCAUUGCCGGCCGCGAGCCCUACGCCGGCGGCGGCAUCUACUGUGCGACCAAGGCCGCCGUGCGCAGCUUCACCGACAGCUUGAGGAAGGAGCUGAUUGCGACGAGGAUCAGGGUUAUCGGUAUUGACCCUGGUCAGGUUGAGACGGAGUUCUCGGUUGUAAGGUUCUACGGCGACAAGUCUAAGGCUGAUGCGGUCUAUGCCGGAGUUGAGCCUUUGACUCCCGACGAUAUUGCUGAAGUUGUAGUCUUCGCUGCGGGACGAAGAGAGAAUGUUGUCAUCGCAGACACUUUGAUUUUCCCUAGCCACCAGGCUGCCGCAGGACAAAUGCACAGGAAGUCUACAUAA